GCCUCGUUUUAAAUCUGAAUCUGAGGCCUCGUUUAAUUACUAAUGACCUCUGCUCUUUUUUUUUUUUUUGAGGUGAAAGUCCAUCGCAACUCGAAAUAGAAUUCACCUGCUUGAGGUAAGAAGUCUAAACUCACACUCCAUACCACCGGGAGUAGGCGUGAGGGUCAGUUUCAGUUUCAAAUUGAAAACAAAUAUUUCCGUUGACCGGUGUGGCUUAUUAUAUAUAAUAUGAGACGAUGUGGUAGGAAUAACAAACACCGAGUGGGUGAGUAUCAUAGAGAGAGAAAGAGCGUUAACGUUUAUUGGUUGAAAUGGCCGGAGUGCAGUCGCGAGGGAAGUCCAUCCGAUGCAGAGCUGCGGUUGCUCGGAAAGCAGGGGAGCCUCUUGUGAUAGAGGAGGUGAUGGUGGCCCCUCCCCAGCCUCGAGAAGUUCGCAUUCGGAUUAUCUGCACCUCUCUCUGUCACAGUGACAUCACUUUCUGGAAUUUGAAGGAUCCUCCUGGAUUUUUCCCCAGAAUAUUCGGCCACGAAGCUGUCGGGACCAUCGAGAGCAUUGGAGAGGAUGUAGAUGAGGUAAGUGAAGGAGACUUUGUCAUCCCAACAUUCAUGUCAGAUUGUGGAGAAUGUGCAGAUUGCAGAUCCAUGAAGAGCAACCUUUGUUCAAAACUCCCUUUCAAGGUGUCUCCUUGGAUGCCUAGAAAUGAGACUAGCAGAUUCACGGACCUUAAAGGAGAAACUUUAUACCAUUUCCUGCAUGUGUCAAGUUUUAGCGAGUAUACAGUGGUAGACAUUGCUCAUGUAACAAAAAUUGACCCUGGAAUCCCGCCAAAUAGGGCAUGCCUCCUCAGCUGUGGAGUAUCGACAGGUGUAGGUGCUGCUUGGAGAACAGCAAAUGUUGAAGCAGGAUCCAUUGUUGCUAUAUUUGGGCUGGGCGCAAUUGGAUUAGCGGUUGCAGAGGGAGCAAGACUGUGCGGAGCAAGUAGAAUUAUUGGCGUGGAUGUGAACCCAGAAAAAAUUGAAAUGGGCAAAAUAUUUGGAGUUACUGAUUUUGUCAACCCUGACAGCUGUGGGGAUAAACCUGUGAGUGAGGUGAUAAACGAGAUGACUGGCGGCGGUGCAGACUAUUGCUUUGAGUGUGUUGGUUUGGCAUCCUUGGUGCAUGAAGCAUUUGCUAGCUGUCGAAAGGGUUGGGGAAAGACAGUUGUGGUGGGAGUGGACAAGCCAGGGUCACAAUUGAGCUUUAGGUUUCAUGAUAUCCUUCAGAGCGGGAAAACUCUCACAGGUUGCCUGUUUGGAGGUCUCAAAGCUAAAUCAGAUAUUCCCAUCCUUAUCAAACGUUACAUGGACAAGGAGCUUCAACUAGAUCAAUUUGUCACACAUGAGAUAAGCUUUGAAGACAUCAACAAAGCUUUUGAUUUCCUAAAUGAAGGAAAGUGCCUCCGUUGUGUGAUUUGGAUGGCAAAUAAGUGAAAACUUAUUCUCAUUUUAGUUGUCUGACGGCUCUAAUUUUUAUGCGUGAUUAAAUGUAACUUCAAUACACAAGUUUUGGCGCUCAAUAGAAUUGGGCUUUUUCCAAAACACGCACACCUUCCGAAUUUAUAUGUUAUAUUUGAACUUGAUUUGCCAGAUCUUUGAAUGGUUCUGAUAAAUAAGUCUUAGAAACCCGAAAAUUUCAUGUUUGGACAAGAGCUUUAUUGUAUUCCCGUGACAUGUGGGCAACGCACUCAGGACUCUUUUAAUGAGAUACAAAUUAUUGGGUAA
This is a messenger RNA of Cornus florida, 1760 nucleotides long. RefSeq names its product alcohol dehydrogenase-like 7. The transcript has 10 exons. The coding region runs from base 312 to 1469 and encodes 385 amino acids. Gene Ontology annotation, molecular function: S-(hydroxymethyl)glutathione dehydrogenase [NAD(P)+] activity; zinc ion binding. Gene Ontology annotation, biological process: formaldehyde catabolic process. The record is from RefSeq and is a predicted model, not a curated record. Gene Ontology annotation, cellular component: cytosol. NCBI's taxonomy places the organism in Eukaryota, Viridiplantae, Streptophyta, Magnoliopsida, Cornales, Cornaceae.